AUGGGAAAUGUUUGUUUUCGAGAAGAAUUCGUCUAAAACGAUAUAGUUAAACUGAAAUUUGAUGAAGAUGAUCUCCACGCAACUGCUAUAAGUAUCUAAGGGAGGGAAACAAAAUAAUUGGCAUAAUUAUCUGAUUUUAAGAAAUUAAAGUUACUUGGAAAAGGGGCGUAUGGAAGAGUCAUGUUAGUUGAAUACGAUAAAAAUGGGAAAUAGAAGUUUUAUGCGAUGAAGAUAUUAGAGAAGAAGAAUAUUAGAAAGGAAUCUCAAAUUAGACAUGUUUUGGAUGAAAGAAAAAUAUUGGAGAAGUCUAAUUCCAAUUUUGUUGUUAAACUCAGGUAUGCAUUUUAAAAUCAUGCUCGGUUGUAUUUUAUAGUGGAUUAUAUGGAAGGAGGGGACUUAUAUUAUCAUAUCAAAUCAUAGCCUACAUUUCCUGAUAAGUUUAUUAGGUUUUACGCUGCUGAAAUACUGUUUGGAUUAUAGCAUUUGCAUUCUUUGAAUGUAAUAUACAGAGAUCUCAAACCAGAGAACAUUCUCUUGAGUCAAUCUGGACAUAUCAAAUUAUCUGAUUUUGGGCUCUCUAAGAUUCUUGAUGAUUUCAAUGACAAGGCUGAUACAUGCUGUGGAACAAUAGAUUAUUUGGCUCCAGAAGUAUUAGGCAAUGAAGGAUAUUCAUUUGCGUGUGAUUUCUAUAGUUUAGGUUGUCUAAUCUACGAGAUGUAUUUUGGAAUGCCUCCUUUUUACAGUAAAAACAAAAGAUUAAUGAUUUAAAAUAGAAGUAUUAGAUUGGUUCCUUUUUCGGAAUAGUGUCCUUAAGAUGCAAGAGAUUUAUUGACAAGGCUCCUUGAGGUGGAUCCCAAAAAAAGACUAGGAAGAAAAGGAGCUGAAUAAAUAUUAAAUCAUGCAUAUUUUCUUGAAUUAGAUCUAUAAAAGAUGAAGGAAUUGUAGAUAUAGGCACCCAUUACAAUAGUGAAUUCAGAUUACAUCGAUCUAAAAAUGUUUAGGGAAAAAGUUCCAUAAACACCUUAAAAUAAAGGAACUCUAAAGAUCUUUGAAGGGUUUACUUAUUUGCAAAAGGAAAGUCAAGAUUAUUGA
Messenger RNA from Paramecium tetraurelia, 1092 nucleotides. RefSeq lists its product as uncharacterized. The transcript has 3 exons. Gene Ontology annotation, molecular function: protein serine/threonine kinase activity; ATP binding. Gene Ontology annotation, biological process: protein phosphorylation. NCBI's taxonomy places the organism in Eukaryota, Ciliophora, Oligohymenophorea, Peniculida, Parameciidae. The record is from RefSeq and is a predicted model, not a curated record.